AUGGCAUCCGACACGAUCCCCACCGUCCGCGAGACCUCGCCGCUGCUGCUCAGAAGCGACACCAGCACCAGCGUGCCGCGCCGCUCGAUCCUAUCAUGGCGGCCCCCGAAAUCCUGGAGCACAGCUUUAUCGCUGCUCUCAGCGCUGAACAACUGCCUCUGGGCGGGCAGCGUGCUGAUCUUCUCGCUGUACGCGCCCUUAUUCAACGAGCGCCUGCACUACCGACAGAUGCAGAUCAACGCGGUCUCGGUAGCGACCGAGCUGGGAAUGUACCUUCCGGUGCCCAUCUUCGGCUUCAUCUGCGACCGCUACGGGCCCAGCCGCCUCUCGCUGCUGUCGACCGCGUUCUUUGGCCCCGGAUAUGCCCUUGCCGCUCUUGCCUACCAGCGUCAGUGGGACUAUAGGCUCAUGGUCGUCGCCUUCGGCCUCGUGGGAAUGGGCACGAGCUCCAUGUACUUCUCCGGCGUCACCACGUGCGCGAAGAAUUUUACGGGGAGGAGGGGGCUCGCUCUCGCUGUGCCCAUUGCCGCGUUUGGACUUAGCUCGCUGUGGCAGGCCCAGGUCGUCUCGAGGGUCUUUGUGGAUGCGGCGGGCGUGCUGCUGGUCGAACGUGUGUUUCUGUUUUUUGCUGUGAGCUUGGUGCUCGUGGGACUCGUGGGCAGCGUGGGGCUUAGGGUUGCUACGGAUGAUGAGGACGAGGGGGAGGAAGAGGAUGAUGGCGACGAGAAGGACUGGGUCAAUGCCGAUACACGCGCCUUCCUCAAGGACAAGAAUAUGUGGUGGUUCGCCACCGGCGUGUUCUUGGUUACUGGGCCUGGCGAGGCGUUCAUCAACAACAUGGGCACACUGAUCCAAACCUUGCGCCCGACGCCGACCACCUCCAUCUCGACCGUCGACCCGGCGCUGCAAGUAUCCUUCAUCGCGCUGACCUCGACCCUAGCCCGCCUCGUCGCCGGCUCCGUAAGCGACUACCUCGCGCCGCCCACGCCGACCCUGCACCUCGCGCCCGCUCCCAAAUCCCACCGGCGCCGCCCCACCUGCAGCCGCAUGAGCAUCCUGUUCCUCUUCGCGCUGCUAAUGUUCCUCGGGCUCUCCCUGGUCGCCUCAGGCACGAUCCACCGCACGCCGUCUUUAUUCUGGCUAGUAUCCACAUCCAUCGGCGCCGGCUACGGCGCCGUGUUCUGUCUUGCGCCCACGGUGGUCUCGGUCGUCUGGGGCACUAAGAACUUUGGCACUAACUGGGGGAUUGUGACGAUGACGCCCGCCCUAGGCGCCGUCGUCUAUGGCUGCCUCUUUGCGGUUGAGUUCGAUAAUGGCGUGGCGGAGGGAAUGCCCUCGUGUGUCGGCUUUCAUUGCGCCAGGUGGUCGUUCACUGCUAUGGCCGGGAGUGUCAUCGCCGCUGUUGGGGGGUGGGCGUGGGUCUGGGGGAAGUGGAGGAGGGCCGGGGUCCUGGUGUAG
Tricharina praecox is the source of this 1458-nucleotide messenger RNA. Its product is annotated as major facilitator superfamily domain-containing protein. The transcript is spliced from 2 exons. Lineage: Eukaryota; Fungi; Ascomycota; Pezizomycetes; Pezizales; Pyronemataceae. Gene Ontology annotation, biological process: transmembrane transport. Gene Ontology annotation, molecular function: transmembrane transporter activity. Bases 1 to 1458 code for a protein of 485 amino acids. Gene Ontology annotation, cellular component: membrane. The record is from RefSeq and is a predicted model, not a curated record.